Molecule: messenger RNA, 1773 nt
Organism: Colletotrichum lupini
Lineage: Eukaryota; Fungi; Ascomycota; Sordariomycetes; Glomerellales; Glomerellaceae
Exons: 5
Coding region: 1-1773 (590 amino acids)
Molecular function (GO): zinc ion binding; oxidoreductase activity
Source: RefSeq, a predicted model, not a curated record
AUGAUGGAUCAGUCCUCCAUGAUUGCCCAUGCUGGAUCACUUGGAAAUGGAAUUAGCGGAACCAGCGGGAGCUAUUACGCGUCUCUUACUUCGCAGUUCCUCAUCGGCAUCUUCAACCAAACCAUCCACGAGGACUUGAAUCUCGAGAACAUUGCGAGAGAAACCAGAGCCUGCAAAAUGGACUUUGGAUUCUGUGCCUCGGUCAGCGGUCCUACGGCUAGCAUCCAUGUCGAUGUUGAUGGGAAACCUACAGCGACGUACAACACCACCCAGGCUGACAUUGUAGCCUGGCAUGCUGCUCAAAAGCGACGGCCGCAAAGUCUCAUCAUGGCUGAAGUAAAUACUGUAGCUGAGAGUUCAUACGGGCUGCAAUCUCUGAUUGACAAGCUACCCGGGCUCGCAAAGCCUAUCGACUGGGAUGCUCCAGCUGAUGGCGGGAAAGCGGCGACAGCUGAAUGGAUUGGCUCUGUUGAGUGGCCAUUUCCCCCCACCUCCCCGAGCACCGUCGCCGCAGUUGCCGCUAUUGCCAGUCAUUUGAUUGCUAGAGGCUACUCCUUGAGCUAUGAAGCUUGCGAGAGCGGUAGUGGCGACGGCUGCAGAACGAUCAUCAUGUUCUCCUUCGGUUCGACUGGCAAAGGAGUCCCCGAGGGAUUCGAUGCCUCCAAAGAUUGGGCGAGCGCUGUGGGGACACUUGAUCAGGAAGGCCCGUUUAGUCUAGUCAACAUGGGCUUGCUCAGACGAAACCCCGAAGUCAUUGAGUCUUGCAUGUCAAAGAGACGUUUGUCUCUAGGGGAGUUCAGAGACGCCCUGAAUGCUGAUGUUGAUGCCAGCACAAGUAUUACUCACAGAUAUACUAUGCUAUGCACCACUUCUGCCGGUGUGACGUGUUGCCACUUUCUAUCACCGGAGCUGCCCACCCCCAUGCUGAGGUGGGUAAGUGCCGAGCCUGGGUUGAUCAAGGGUGCCCUGGCACGCCUGGACAAGAGAUUACCCUAUAUGGCCAUCCCGCAACUUAAGCUUCCAUACUCUCUUGCGCACCAUAAGGUAGCUCGGCCUACCAUGAAAGCCUUCCGUUUCCUCGGCCCCAACAAGGGCCUUGCCCUCCAAGAUGUCCCCAUCCCAUCUCCGGGCCCCGAACAGGCCCUCAUCCGCGUCAAAGCCGCCGGGCUCUGCCACUCCGACACCCACGUCCUCCACGGCGGCGGCGCAGCGUGGAUGUGCGCGCUGCCCGUGACUUUGGGCCAUGAGGUUUCUGGUAUCAUUACUGAGCUAGGCGACUCUUCAACCACAUCAUUCAAAGUCGGUGACAGGGUAGCUGUUGCCUGUGUAGGCCAUCCAAUCCAAGAAAGAAAUUUCCACGAAGCUCUAGGUGUCGGCUGCGACGGUGGAUACGCCGAAUAUGCUGUCGCUCCCAUCAAGAAUCUUGUCAAGAUUCCAGAUCAAGUGGGGUUUGCCGAGGCUGCUGUGGCUACGGAUUCCGUUGCUACUGCCUACCACGCCGUCGUCGCUGAGGGUCGAGUAUCUGCAUCGCACACGGUUGCUGUCAUUGGCCUAGGCGGUUUGGGGUUGAACGGACUGGCGAUUGCGGUACACCGUGGUGCUAGAGUCUUUGGCGUCGACAUCAACACGAACAAGUUUGAACAGGCCAAGGAAUUCGGUGCUGUCGACUGUGCCACAGACUUGAGCACGUUCUCAGGCGAAAUAUUCGAUGUUGUCUUGGACUUUGCAGGAGCGCAGAAGACGGUUGAGACUGCGAUAUCCUUGGGCCCCUAA